AUGCCGGACGUUCAUCACGUUCUUCUUGAAGAGUUCUUGGGCGGCAGAGUCGUCCGAUGCCUCCCGGUUCUUCAGAAACUUGGGAAAGCUGACGAAACAAAAGACGAGCAGUUCGAGGAAUAUGUGCAGAACUUCAAACGCCAAGAGGCAGAGGGUACGAGACUUCAGAGAGAACUCCGGGGAUAUUUAGCUGCUAUCAAAGGCAUGCAGGAGGCCUCCAUGAAGCUCACCGAGUCCCUCCACGAGGUCUACGAGCCGGACUGGUACGGACGGGAGGACGUGAAGAUGGUGGGCGAGAAAUGUGAUGUGCUCUGGGAAGACUUCCAUCAAAAAUUGGUGGAUGGGUCCUUACUCACGCUGGAUACCUACCUGGGCCAGUUUCCUGACAUCAAGAUGCGCAUCGCCAAGAGGAGCAGAAAGCUUGUGGAUUAUGACAGCGCCCGUCACCACCUGGAAGCUCUGCAGAGCUCCAAAAGGCGAGAUGAAAGCCGUAUCACAAAGGCAGAAGAAGAGUUUCAAAAAGCCCAGAAAGUGUUUGAAGAGUUCAACAUCGAUCUACAAGAAGAGCUUCCUUCAUUGUGGUCUAGACGAGUGGGAUUUUAUGUGAAUACUUUCAAGAAUGUGUCCAGCCUCGAAGCCAAGUUCCACAAGGAAAUCGCUCUGCUCUGCCAUAAACUUUAUGAGGUGAUGACCAAGCUGGGAGAGCAGCAUGCAGACAAGGCCUUCACCAUCCUGGGAGCCCCCAGUGAUUCUGGUCCUCUCCGCAUCGCAAAGACGCCAUCCCCACCAGAGGAGCCUUCCCCCUUGCCCAGUCCAACAGCUAGUCCGAAUCACACCCUGGCACCUGCCUCUCCUGCACCAGCCCGGCCAAAGUCGCCUUCCCAGUUGCGGAAAGGGCCCCCUGUGCCACCUCUACCCAAAGUCACACCCACGAAGGAACUGCAGCAAGAGAAUAUCAUCAGCCUCUUUGAGGACAACUUUGUCCCAGAGAUCAGCGUGACGACUCCUUCUCAGAAUGAAGUUCCUGAGCAAAAGAAAGAAGAGUCUUUGCUCGAUCUGGACUUCGACCCUUUCAAGCCGGAUGUCACCCCCGUGGGAUCGGCAGGAAUCGCCCCCUCACCCAUGUCUCAGACAUUGCCCUGGGACUUGUGGACGACGAGCAGCGAGCUGGUGCAGCCGCCUGACGCUUCAAAAAGCCUUUCCUUGUGUAACCUGAUCAUGGAGGAAACUCCAGACCUCGGGUCAGCUGAAGACAUUCCUGACCCCCAAAGGGACCUAGGUUCAUUCAUCUGGGGCCUGGACGUUAGCGCAGACAGUGUCAGCCAGGAGGUUUCAGCAGGGGAUUCUGGAGAGGAAUCACUCCCUGAGCCUGGGGCACAACAGAGCCUGGGAUUCCCCACUGGAGUGUGGCCUGCGGAUGGUGUGGAGAGUGACCAUCAGCCGGGGCCAGCGGGCAGAAAAGAAAACUCAUUGAUUUCCUCCGAGGAGGAGGCAGAAGCUAGAUUGGACAUGGGUCUGAGUCCAGAGACAGAGCAGCCUUCGGAGUCCUCCCCACACCCUGAGAUGCCACCUGUGGAAAGGGGAAGCCUUCAAGAAGAAAGCCACGAAGAUCUGGAAAGGACGAAAGAGGGGCGAGAGAACCCAAAGAUAGAAGAGUCGAUGGGGGAAAGCUUGGAGACGUGUGAAAAGGCUUCCAGUGGCACCUUCAAUGGAUUUACCCAGCCUCAGGACACUUCCCUCUUCGACAUGCCUGCCGCUCAGACAGUGAUGGAUACCCAGGCUGAGUUGGAAGAAGUACCCCCCACAGAACCCAAAGCUGAGGAGCCCUUGGCUGGAGCUCCUGCUGAGGGUCAAGACAUCCAACCUAGUGAGGCAGCAGAGGAGGCAGAGGUGGUUCCUGCAGAGGAUGCUGAUAUAGCCCCUGCAGCUGCUGGAGCCCCGGUGGUGGCAGCUGAGGGAGCCUCAGAGGCUGUCACAGAAGGUGAGGUCCCUCCCUUGGGUGAAGGAGCGAGUGUUGAGAGCCAAGCUGUUCCAGAGACCAGGGAGGCCACAGAGAGUGACAGAGCUGGGACAGAAGAAAUGGAAGCAGCCGGGAUCCAGGUAAAAGCUCUGGUGGAAAAGGGCCACCCAGUGUGGUAA
Gracilinanus agilis (Agile Gracile Mouse Opossum) is the source of this 2139-nucleotide messenger RNA. It is a transcript of the gene AMPH, whose product is annotated as amphiphysin. Gene Ontology annotation, biological process: synaptic vesicle endocytosis. The record is from RefSeq and is a predicted model, not a curated record. Bases 1 to 2139 code for a protein of 712 amino acids. NCBI's taxonomy places the organism in Eukaryota, Metazoa, Chordata, Mammalia, Didelphimorphia, Didelphidae. Gene Ontology annotation, cellular component: plasma membrane; synaptic vesicle; cytoplasm. The transcript has 19 exons. Gene Ontology annotation, molecular function: protein binding; phospholipid binding.